Cantharellus anzutake is the source of this 309-nucleotide messenger RNA. RefSeq lists its product as uncharacterized. The record is from RefSeq and is a predicted model, not a curated record. The transcript has 2 exons. NCBI's taxonomy places the organism in Eukaryota, Fungi, Basidiomycota, Agaricomycetes, Cantharellales, Hydnaceae. The coding region runs from base 1 to 309 and encodes 102 amino acids. Gene Ontology annotation, biological process: mitochondrial respiratory chain complex III assembly.
AUGUCACGAAUCGUUUAUUCGGCGCCCUUGCAACAGAUCGCCCGUACUUGGCCUCAGGACCGACUGAGGCCCAACAUUCAGUUCAGCCAAGUCUUAGAGUUCCUCUCAAUGUCUCCAACCAUCAAUGCGCGAUCGGUGGCCGCUGCUCGGGCGCUGACUAUUGACAGAAUCAAGGGUCAGGUCACACUUUCCGAAAAGAUGACAGCCCCUCCUUCGUCGCCCAAACAUUAUAGCAAGUUAGUUGAAGGUGUUAAUCGAAGCAUCAGGGGCGAGAAACGAAGCUGGAUCGAGCAAUUUUUUGCCUUAUAG